AUGCUUGAGAACGCGAAGCCAAAGUUCAUUCCUCUGAACGAAGAACCAACGGGAGGGCUUGUACCCUGGAAGAAGCUGUGUCUGGGUGUUGACGAAAUCAGAGAUACUGCGAGUGCCGAUACCCAUAACCUGGCAUUACCUACACCCAUACAUCAUAAAGACCUUGCAUAUAUCAUAUGUACCUCAAGUUCGACAGGAAAGCCAAAAGGUGUGGAAGUCAGUCAUGGUGCAGCCGCGAAUUUCUUGAGCUCUCUACGACAUCAUAAGCCAGGAUGCAACGAGCGAGACCGUUUUUUCUUAGCAAUUAUGACGGUCAGCUUUGAUAUGUCGGUCCUUGAAUUGCUCCUACCAAUCCUGUCAGGUGCUACGAUGGUGAUUACAAACUCCGGGGAUAUCAAGGACCCCUAUGAGAUGUUAGACCUCACAAAGGCCCACCAGAUUACAAUGCAGCAAGCAACGCCCGCAGCGUAGACGAUGCUUCUAGAAUCCAGAUGGACCGGAUAUCCGCGACUGUCCAAGAUUAUAUGUGGAGGCGAGCCACUCUCGCGACGGCUUGCUGAUCAACUACUAUGUUACUCUGAUCCGGUAUGGAACGUUUACGGGCCAGCCGAGAAUACAUAUGGAAGUGUUGGAAAAGUCAGCAAAGAUGUGGUUGAUAUGUGUCAACCUGUGGUAAAUGGCAGGAUAGACGCUCCUCGUUGUAGUACCUACGCGCCACCGUCCACGCGACUGUCGACUUGCCAGUGCCCGCCAGGCCGCGCAGCCAGAAGAUGCAUUGCUUGUCCUGUUCCUUAGCCUAGCUGCAUAUUUCGUAGAGGAUGCCGACGCGCGUCUUGAAAAGGCAAACAGGCUUAUGACGCUUCGCGUACGAGUUAAAGGGCGCGUCCGCGGCGUGCGGUAGACGACUGAAGCCGUUCUU
Periconia digitata is the source of this 919-nucleotide messenger RNA. Lineage: Eukaryota; Fungi; Ascomycota; Dothideomycetes; Pleosporales; Periconiaceae. The record is from the annotation of a GenBank genome assembly.